Penicillium verrucosum is the source of this 1719-nucleotide messenger RNA. RefSeq lists its product as uncharacterized. Lineage: Eukaryota; Fungi; Ascomycota; Eurotiomycetes; Eurotiales; Aspergillaceae. Gene Ontology annotation, molecular function: iron ion binding; oxidoreductase activity, acting on paired donors, with incorporation or reduction of molecular oxygen; heme binding. The record is from RefSeq and is a predicted model, not a curated record. The transcript is spliced from 2 exons. The coding region runs from base 1 to 1719 and encodes 572 amino acids.
AUGGAAAGACACAAAGUCUCAAGUCUUAUACAGGCCGUUCGUGAGAAAUAUUUCGGUGUAAGUUGGUUAACGGUUUUUACUGUGGUGGUGUUGGUAUGCAUCACCACCCGGAUUAUCUCGGGCUUUCAAAGUCGACGUGAGCGAGACCCUUCAAAAUCACAGACGGUGCGACUAGCACCUUAUUGGUUUCCCUGGAUUGGACAUGGCCCUGCCUUCUUAUGGAAUCAUGUCACCUUCUUUACAAGAACUCGGGAAUCUAUGAAUGAGCCUGUGUUUGGCAUUUACAUUCGCGGUGUGAAGCACAAUGCUGUGGCUUCUCCAUCUAUGAUGAAGACUGUAUUAUCGGUCAAAGCUGCCACGCCACACAACCAGGUGCUCGAUCAGGCUCUGCAAAACGUCUUUGGCGACCGCAGCCUCAUCCGCAAUCUGGAUUUUGAUCGUCAUCAAGGAGUUAACGACCAGGCUUCUACCAUUCUCAACGAAGAGGCUUUUGUCACUGAAGCUUCGUCUACUAUUACCCGUUUGGUACAGCGUGAGAUGCCGAACCUGGUGAGCUUCUGCCGGAGCAUCGUUGACCAAUAUCCCUGGGAGCGUGGAACCAGUGGAGUUGAACUUCCCGAGGAUGGGGACCAGACAAUCUGCGAGGCCAAUUUGUUUGCACUCGUGGGCAAUUUCAUUGGUCACGUUACUUCUACUUUCCUGAUGGGUGAGGCGUUCGUGGAGAAUUUCCCUAAUCUCGCAGAAGACCUUGGAAGACUCGACGAUUGCUUUGUGACAUUGUUUGCCGGCACUCCUCGCUGGGCCCCGCAUCCAGCGGCUUCUGCAGGGCAUGCGGCCAGUGAUCGGCUUCGCCAUAUCUUUUCGGUCUUUCACCGAGCUUUUACCGCUUGGGACGAUGGGAUUGACGCUGGCAUUGAAUUACGUGACCUUGAUGAUGUCUCUGAACUGGUCAAAGAUAGGAUGCGGACUUUCCGUAAAUUGGAGCUAUCUCCAGGUGCCAGUGCUGCAGGGCACUUGUCUCUGUAUUAUGAUCUGAUUGAACACACGACCAAGAUCACUUUUUGGACAAUUACUCAUCUCUUUGCCGAACCUUCACUUCUCGAUCAAGUCCGCAAAGAGAUUGCCCCUUAUGUGGUGGCUUCCAGGCCAACUCGGGAGGAAACCGGUUUCCCCUUCGAUGAACCUCCUCGUCUCUCUCUGGAUAUUGAAAAAGUGCUCACAUCUUGCCCUCUAUUCCGAGCGUGUUACUAUGAGACUGUGCGCCUUCAUUCGGCGGGAAUUUCGUUCAAGAAGCUGGCGUCUGAUGUGACACUUUCCGAGUCGGCAGAAGAAGCUGCCUAUGGUCUGACAGAGCCCCGUACAUACAAAGUUGCAAAGGGCGAGGAUAUCAUUGUGCCCCAUGGUGCCCAUUAUCACGAUGCUCGAUACUUCUCAAAUCCGGAGCAGUAUGAUCCCCUGCGAUUUCUCGUGACUGAUCCUGAAACGGGAAAACAAGUGGCUGAUUCAAGCAUCCUUGCCCCCUUUGCGGACGGAUUGUAUGGGUCGACAAACAAUGGCUUUACCGAGAGAGCUAUCUUAACUUUCACUGCUGGUAUUGUGGCCUUGUGGGAUAUUGAACCCACAAGUGGUAAAUUCCUCUCAGUUCCAGGGCAUAAGACUAGCUGGGGAGCUUUCCGACCUACCAAGGAGUUGCGGGUGAAGAUGAAAUUGAGAGUAUAG